AUGCUGGUCCUCACCGUCUACAUCGUCACCUUCGUCGUGGGGUUCCCGGCCAACGUGUUCACCUUCACCACCCUGGCGGCCAAGGCCUGGCGGCACCGCCUGUCACCGUCUGACCUGCUGCUGCUCAACCUGACGGCGGCCGACCUGCUGCUGCUGCUCUUCCUGCCCUUCAAGAUGGCCGAGGCGGCAGCGGGGAUGGUGUGGCCGCUGCCGGCUGCGCUCUGCCCCGUGGCCAACUUCUGCUUCUACUCCAGCAUCUACCUGAGCAGCCUGUUCCUGGCGGCGCUGAGCGUGCGGCGUUACCUCGGCGUGGCGUUCCCGCUGCGGCUGCGGGGCCGGGGCCGCCUGGGCCGCGUGGCGGCCGCCAGCGCCGUGCUCUGGCUCCUGGCCUGCUCCCACUGCUCCAUCGUCUUCGUGGCCUCCUACCACGGCGGGGGGCUUGGGGGGCAUGGGGGGAGGCGUGGCGGGCUCGACCCUGACAGGCUUGAGGUCUCCGGUCCCAGGGGCCUCAAACCUGGUGAGCCAAAGAACCCCAACACUGUUGAGCCCAACACCCACGAGCCCUGGACCCCUGACCACAACCUCUCCAAGGCCCCCAGCCCAAACCUCUCCAAUACCCUCUAUCCCCGUGACUCCAAGACGUACCCCAACCUCUUUGAGAUCCUCAACCCCAACCUCCCCAAGACUUCCAACCUCAGCUUCUCCAGGACCCCCGACCCCGACCUCUCCAAGCCGCCCAACCUCUUCCCUGCCACCCCCUCCACCCCCGCCGCCCCCUUCAGGUGCUACGAUGACUUCUCUGAGGAGCAGCUGAGCUUUGUCCUCCCGAUGCGCCUCGAGCUCUUCCUCGUCCUGUUCCUGGUGCCCUUCGGCGUCACCGUGUUCUGCUAUGUCGGCUUUGUGCGGGCGCUGAUGGCGCGAUCCAACAUUCCGCGGGUGAAGCGCCAGCGUGCCGUGGGCCUGGCCGUGGUCACCAUGGUCAACUUUGGGCUCUGCUUCGCCCCCUACAACCUAUCGCACGUGGUGGGCUUCGUGCAGGGCCGCAGCCCCCCCUGGAGGGUCUACGCGACGCUCCUGAGCAGCCUCAACGCUGCCCUGGACCCCUUCAUCUUCUACUUCUCGUCCGGUGCCGUGCGGGGGGCCCUGGCAGGGGUGGGGGCGGCGCUUCUGGGCAGGGUGUGGGGGGACGGGGGCAGCCAGGGGGCGAGGGGGAGCCACAGACAUGAGGGGAGAGGAUAA
Myiozetetes cayanensis is the source of this 1239-nucleotide messenger RNA. RefSeq names its product free fatty acid receptor 3-like. NCBI's taxonomy places the organism in Eukaryota, Metazoa, Chordata, Aves, Passeriformes, Tyrannidae. Gene Ontology annotation, biological process: cellular response to fatty acid; G protein-coupled receptor signaling pathway. Gene Ontology annotation, cellular component: plasma membrane. The transcript has a single exon. Gene Ontology annotation, molecular function: G protein-coupled receptor activity. The record is from RefSeq and is a predicted model, not a curated record. The coding region runs from base 1 to 1239 and encodes 412 amino acids.